CAAAAAGUACUGCACUUAGAAUCGAUAUUUAUCGAACAAGCAAUUGAUUCGUCAGUCAGAUCGUUCGAAAUGUUGAAUCGAUAAUUGUUUAAAGCAGUUCGAGAUAAAUUUGAUGCGUUGUAAAUUUCACAACGUAAUGACAGUGUUUGUAAUUUUUAAAUUUGCAAAUACAGUUUUCAAUAUCAGUAAUUGAAUAUUUUCAAUGAUAUAAAUAGUAAUGGUGGCAGUACCAAUAGUGGUGGUUGUGAAACCCUUAUUACUCGCGACGCUUCCGUGUUACAACGUCUUACCCAGGAUUGACCCUGUAACAUACAUAAAGGACGUUGCUGAGAGUAGUCUACAGAAAGGGCGUGGAACUCGCAAUCGAAAAGAAACAGGUUUCUAUUCGCAGGCUUCAACUUGUCGGCCAUCGACUUCGUGGUCGAUACAUACUCUGGCGAUUUGGUUCAACGACUUUCCUUCGUAUACAAAACAUAGCGCCACAAAUACUGUAAUACAAAAAGAUAAGUUAGAAGAAAUAUUAUUUACAUAUUGUAGAGUUCUAACACAAAACCGUAUAAUACAUAUAAAGGGAUAUCGCAGAGUAAGGAAAGAAACAAAAAUGCAGUGCAAAUCAUUUUAUUUCCAAAAAAAGUUGUCGUUCGUGUCAGAGCUAACGAAGAAGGGAAAGAAAAAACAAGAAAUAAUGGUACGAUCGCAUUGGAUGUGCACAUUAGGCGUGGCACGAAAAGAGCAGCGAUACAACAGGCAUAAAAAGGGCGCGGGAGAAUAGAGGAAGGAUGACCUUGAAAAGUAGGGUUGUCCAACGAGCGGGAAUAACGUGCGCAUAGAUGCGUAAAUUAUGCGUCACUUUCUAAACGAACUAGGAACACGUGACUGGUUGAUGAAAUAGGGGACUCGGCGUUAGUUUUCCCAAAAUCUAACGAAAGUCGGAAAAAGAAGAAUGCGUGUGUGUUGCGCGCAGUAGGCCUGGUGGAUGCACUUUUGGGAAAUCAUGCAUAUACGUGGCAACAUCGCACUGCGGGUUCACAUUCCACGUGAUCAGGACCGGUUUGCGGGUGUCGACCUACUGACACUCGUCUACCAUAGAUAAACCUUAGCCCUGUAUGUGGAAUAUACCAUAUAUGUAUGUUUUUUUUAACUGCAACAUUGGGAACGUCGUUGCCACUGAUUUACAGUUUAGCAUAACGAAGUUUUCCUCCGGCUGUAGGAACGUUAUCGGAAAAUGAUGUCGAGCAAGAGAAAAUACGAAGUCUAACAUUCACAUUACCACUUUGGAUAAUUCGUAUAAAAAAAGUUCCGCCAUCCGAUGAUAUAUUGCAAGGCCAUUGACCGAGGAGACCCCCGAUCGAUGAUCAGCUACCUGCUGAUACAUUGUUGACCGUACAAUGGCAAAAGCAUCCUUAGCCCGAUGGGAAUCCUCGAGCGUCAAGUGCAAUUAUUCCGUGUAACCGAAUUCACUAUAUUCACGUAGUUGGAUCUGCUUUGCCUGUGGUUAAGCUGUUCAUUGUAACUACCGGGUGCAACGCCCCACUCACCUGUGAUAUUUGGAUCAACGCUCAUUUCUGUAUCCUUUCCUACGAACGCAACCAAUUGCUUCAGCAAUAGAUCAAUGAUCAGUUUUGUAAAUAGUUGUGUAUUUAUGAAUCUAACCAGUAUCGCUAUAAAUCUACUCUCGUAAAGUGAUUGAUUAUUUAAAUUGAUAAGAUACUCAAAACGUUGCCUAUAAAUAUUUUUUGGAUCGAACUUUUGCUCA
Megachile rotundata (alfalfa leafcutting bee) is the source of this 1756-nucleotide messenger RNA. RefSeq lists its product as uncharacterized. Lineage: Eukaryota; Metazoa; Arthropoda; Insecta; Hymenoptera; Megachilidae. The record is from RefSeq and is a predicted model, not a curated record.